This is a messenger RNA of Cercospora beticola, 4788 nucleotides long. RefSeq lists its product as uncharacterized. The record is from RefSeq and is a predicted model, not a curated record. Gene Ontology annotation, cellular component: nucleus. Gene Ontology annotation, molecular function: DNA-binding transcription factor activity, RNA polymerase II-specific; zinc ion binding. Lineage: Eukaryota; Fungi; Ascomycota; Dothideomycetes; Mycosphaerellales; Mycosphaerellaceae. Gene Ontology annotation, biological process: regulation of transcription by RNA polymerase II.
UGAACCUUUUCGCCGACGUAUUGGGCGUCUUCGCGCACGGCUCUCUGUCUGUGGAACACAGGCUGAGGAACAAUAGCGCAGUUCGGAGCAGCAUCGCGCAGCUUCUGGAGGCGAUCAGCAAGAACCUUUGUCUCUGCAUCAGAUCGAGAGUGCAGCUCGUAGAACACCAGCGAACGACAGACGAUGAUCCGAUCGAGCCCGCUCCAGCAUACGAUGUCACGAAGGUCGCGUGCCGACGAAUUGGUCGCCAUGUCGCGAACCUGGUCAGAUUUGCGGCGCUGAUACGAUUGCGUAGUAUGCAGCAGUAUCGUGAGCGCAGUGAACAUCAUGAACCUUUGGAUCAUGAUGGUCUGCCUCUCCGAGACUAUUUUGACAAGGUUGUUACACGAGUUCUGAAGGAGACAUUCGAGGACACGGACAUGGCAGGGUUUCUUGACGGCCCACCACAAGAUAUGCAGCAAAGCGUUCCACAGAGGAUAAAACAGACCGUGACUAGCCGGUGGAAGCGUAUAUGCUACCAUAUUGCUCGCUACCAACAAUUACGAGCGUCGGACAGCCCGGCUGAAGAAAACAUGGAUGAUGAGGACACCUUUAUGGAAGAUGUGCAACUCGACGCAGGCGUCAAACACGCUGUUCCCUUGGGAGGCGAUCGAAUCCAUGUUUCGAAGAACGUGGUCAUACCUCAGCACGAGAAAGCCACCACAUUUCAGGGGUCUUUGAACGACCAGGUCAAAGUGCCUCAGCCGCAGAGUAUUACCCCCUCCGUAGCGUUGACAAAUGUUGCAGGGUUCAGCGUCCGGAUGCCCAAACUAAGAAAACAGGAUGUUACGUAUGAGAAUGGAAUGCUCGAGUUCCUCUGUCCUCUAUGCAAGAUCCCGCAGCAGCUGCCGAGCGAUAAGUCUGCUGUUCACCAACAUCGGGCGUGGGAGAAGCAUGCAUUCUACGAUCUGGAACCUUACAUUUGCCUUUUGGAUUGCAAGACGCCAGAAGCCACUUAUCGCACUUUCGAGGACUGGACACGACACAUCAACAACGAACACGCUCGUUAUACUUGGCAGUGCCAAAAUUGUACACAGUCCUGCGAUAAUCAAGCUGCGUUUGAGCAUCACCUGCAGUCCCAGCACGAAGCCAAGCUGACAGCAGGCGAACUAGCCUUCGUAGCCAAGACUUGCGAGCGGCCUGUUGCAGCAUUCUCGGCCUGUUUCUUCUGCGGGAAAUAUGAGCUGACCGGGCAAACACAAGCCGAGAAUAAAGAUGCUGCAGCUGUGCGAGAACGGAAGAUGAUGCAUUGUAUGGCACAGCACAUGAGAUCUUUGGCCUUGACAUCUUUGCCGGAUCAACUGUCAGUUUCAGAUGGCUCUGCUGAAUCAGCAGCAAGAGUCUCAGAUGCAAGCGAAGCCUCAGCCCCGCUUCGGACAGUCACUCAAAGCAACGCCAAGUCGACCGAUCCGAGUAGCGAAGCCUUUGAAAGCAUACUUUCUCAGCUCAAAGUGCAAUACGAGGUGACAGAUGGGCGAGCAGAGUUCACCAACGAGUGGAGACUGAAGUCUGAUCUAAUGAGCUCCGACAACAGGCCUGCGGACCACGAGGAAUUGAUGCUGGACCCAGAAGCUUAUUCCCAGCGGUAUGCCACCGUAUUAUCAGCAAGAUUGAACUUUGUUAGCAAAGAUCCGCCACGAUGGGAUGGAGUACCAUUUGAUGUUCAGGGUGAAAAUGGCUUUGCUUCGUAUCCUGGACUACCACAACAGGAAGGGCAGGAUGGAGGUCCUUCGCGCAGUAUGAGUUUACCGGGCGUGGGCCAGGACAGUCCCAAACCGCCUGCGUCCAACAAACAUCACAAGUGCCCAUAUUGCGAGUUCGAGUUCAGGCGACAUGACGACCUCAAAUCGCAUCUCCUUACUCACAGCCAGGAAAAGCCGUACGUGUGUCAGACGUGCCAAGCACGUUUCCGGCGUCUGUCCGAUUUAAAGCGACAUACCAAGAAGCACACGGCCUCCAAUCUAGUUCACGGUGGACGGUCAUUUGAUGAAGAUGAUAGUGGCUACGCGUCAUUGCAUCAAUACCAGGGUGGCCUAGUCAUGCCAGAUUCCAAUCCACCUCCCAGACCGAAUUUCGAAGCAAAUGCCAUGUUUCAGGAGCCCUCGAAAAACUCGCAACCUUUCUACGGUCAGCUACCCGAGUCUUCAUCUGUUCAAGACCCGUUCAAAUUCUUCGGCGUCAAAAAUCCGCGACUGAACACCGAUCUACCCCCUUCCAUAGCAAGUUGCGACAUUCACUGCCGCUCGCUUUCAAUAGGAGCUUGGAAAGUUGUUGGCCGAACUGUGAAGGACUUAUCAGUCUAUUAUUGGGUCGAUCAGGCGGUAAUAGCAUACUUUUUCAGAGGCAACGGCAUGGGGUGCAAAAUUGAAUAUCCCUUCGCGUGGAUCAAACAUAUCAUGGCAGAUGAACUUGUCAUCGAGCUAAUCAGGCCGCCAAAGUUUUACAGAGAAAACACUGCCAAUUUCACCGGAGAAUUUGUCGAGUGUAGCGACUUCACCGACUACAAGCAAGCCAGUCAGAUCAUGAUACACCGUCUCGAAGGACACACCGAACUUGUAUGCCAGGAGCUUAAAAUCAUGAAGUCACUUGACAUAUAUCGGCAAAGACACGACAAUGCUAGUGCUGCUGUGGACAGCGGACUUCCAUAUCCAUAUGCUAACAUGAUGAAGCGUCCGAUCGAUAAGUUCCAGACGCUUGAUGAAUGGGAAGAGGAUAGCCUCUCGCGCUUAAAGUCUGGACAGGACCCCUCUGCUGCCAGCAGUAUACGCAAACAAAUCCUCCAUGACGACGGAGAGAAUCAUCCCGGACCAGUCCGAGAUGCUGUCGUGACUUCUGACCAUACGACCCUCAGGAUGACACAGGAGCGCAUGGGUAACGAUUUUCGUACUGCGGCUAGACGGAGGGGAAUGCUGCCCUGCAUUUUUCACAUUGGUGAGCCACUCAAAUACCCUGAUCAUACUGGGACUUAUGAGUUCACGUCGCAACUGCUGCGGCACUUGGCGUCAGUGCACGGAUUUCAUGCUUGUCAGAAGUGUUUCACAUUGCGUGCAACGGCUUCACAGUUGCACGACCAUAUCUGCAAGAAAAAUUGUGCAAACGCAAGCUGCAGGAGGGCUGUUCUCUUGGGGGUGGAUCCGCCGAUGGUUUGCCAAUGCAUUACGACUCAGGAGGAACAGUGGCAAGAGCUCUACAAAUUGCAGUACAAUUCGUUGGACCAAGCUGCGACGAGUAGGACUCCGGAGGAACAAUGGCAAGAGCUCUACAAAUUGCAGUUCAAUUCGUUGGACAAAGCUGCGACGAGUAGGAAUGCCGCUCCAUCCACCAUUGGGGGCGAUGAGGAUACCUUACAUGACAUUGAUCGUGCUGGCGAACUCAAAGUAUCGAAGGAUGGACAAUUACGUGGCGGUCGUGAGUAUCAGUGCAGAACCUUUACGCUCCCAGGCCGUGGCACUACGAUUUACAUGUUAGCUACUGAAUGUGCUCGUGUACUGGGCUACCGCGACUCUGACAUUCUGUUCAACGAAAAUCAGACUUUGGGCAAGAUUAUCAUAGGCCAAGCGGAGAAGGAUGACCUACUUGGUCGAAACAUCUUGCCGCGCUUUGAUAGAGCCCGACAAGUUGCCGUCGUUACAGCUCGAUCAAUGUUCAGGCAAUUCGGAAGUCGUGUGAUUGAGGACGGGCAGCCCGGACGCGACGAUUAUUGGGAAGCAGAUGCUCAACACCAAGUUUUUGCAGGGUUCGGUCUCCCCAGCCCCGGGUUUCUCAAUGAGUUCCAAAGCCAUCCAGGCAUCAGAGAUCUCGUUGGAAACAAUCCUCCCGACCGCUACGAGGCCGUAUCUCCCCUUCUGCUGCCCAUUGACAGCACAAGUGCUAAUACUUCGCGAGAUCCGCAACAGUCACACCAGCCACGCAAGGGGCGGAAGAGGCCCGCGACAUGCUGCUUGCCUUGCAGUGAACUCAAUAUACGCUGCGACCUAGGCGUGGAAGGUUGCGUGCAAUGCGCGAGGGCAGGUAUACCGUGCCGAAUGCGCAGCGCGAAUGCUGAGUCUUCGCGAGAUCCGAACGAGCUACGUGACCCACCAGAGGCACAACAAGGCCGUGCGGAAAGCUGUCUGGCCUGUAGAGAACGGAAAUUACGCUGCGAUCCAGGAGACGAUGGCUGUCUGCAAUGCGCGGAGCGAGGGACACCAUGCCGGAUGCUAAGCCGCCGCAGAGUAAAGCCAUCUGGGCCAACAUCUCAGUACCCAAUGCCACUGGAGGAGCACGAAAUCACUCAAUCGAAAGCUCUAGAGACUGUACGACCUGAAGAUACCAUGGACGUGGAUACGGAUGAAGAGGGUGGCCAAGUUGUUCACAUGGCACGGGUUCAACCAGGUGUACCUUUGAACACAAGUCCCGUUUUGAACAAAUUUUGACUGAGCCAAGUGCAGGAGAAGCAUAUUGUAGCGGCUCAUUUGCGAGCACUCAACAAAAUACAUCGAGGUGCAAUGGAACCUAAUCAACAGAUCCGGCGCAAACGUAGCGUUGGUGAUGCUCGCGACUUGCGACACCUCAUUUGUCUGCCAAGUGUUGCGAUUGCUUCCAGCUCUUGUUUGUUUCAUGACUUGGCUCAACAGAUGACCAACACAUCGCCAGCGAGCAGCCUCACGUCUGGAGGACGAUGAGGCACUCGCUGCGUUGCGAAACAACGUAUUGCUCCUCUCAUAAGCAUCGAGAUGCUCGAAGACGCACAGCGCCAUUCGAAAGUCU